AUGGAUGGUGAACGGGUCACAAAAAAAGUGCGUCUUCUUGCUGAGAACGCCAUUAUGUAUGUAUCUUCUGGUUUUUCUCCACAUUCAGACUCGAUUUUUACCUUUACUUGCGACAAAUCUCCUACCAAUGGGUUUACAGCUUCUUCAGCACCUCAAUAUCUGCAUAGUACAGUUGGUUCUAUUAAUUAUACCGCCAAACCUUUGUUUUCUAGUGCAUUUUACACACAUGCAUUGGGCAUUAUUGAUGCAGAAAAAGAUGAAAUAUCUCUAUUGCCUGUGUCUUUAGUACGGCUUGAGUGUAGUGUUGAAAAGAGGGUUCACGGGGAUGACGAUAUUAAAAAGAAGGAUAUUGAAGAGAAAAAGGAAAACGCAGAGUCGAGAGAUUUUCAUGACAGCACAAUAGAUGAAAAGGUUGCACUAGGACAAGCGUUUGGAUCCAAACGUAUGCAGAAAAUCAUACAAAAUAGAGCAUUACAGGCAGCUAAUGCACAAUUAAGCGUGCAAGUGGGUGCAGCAGUUGUUGAACAGGUCAAGGAAGCAGUGGAACAUGCAAAAGGAAGUAGUAUAGGGGCAAUAGAGGAGGAAAAUAUAUAUGGAGAAGCAAAGAAGGGAUUGGAGAAUGGAGAUUUACCUGUUCCUCCACAAAAUAUACAAACAACAAAUGUUGAAGAGGUUUAUUCAUUAUCAGAUAUUGUUUCUGCAGAAGAAUUAUCAGUAAUUCAUGUUAAAUUAUUACUUCGAGCGCCAGAUGAAAGAAGCCGUGCUAAUAUUGUCUAUAGAAAUUCUCGGUAUAUUAAUGAUCGUCUUGGGAAGGCAUUAGUAGAUGGGAAGAAAAAUAAACGUCGGAUAAAAUUGCUUUAUUAUGCAUCAUUGUUGAUGGCAUUUUAUACAAACUAUCAAUUGGUAUCAAAGAAAGACUUAUUGAUAAAAAAAUUGGGGGAUCCGCCAGAGAUUUUAGUGGAUCAUCUUAUUACGCGAUUUUCAGAGCCCAGUCGCUCAGGAAUAAAUCAUGAGAUAAUUGUUCCGGUUAUUACAUCGUAUGGAAUUGAUAAGAUUUUAUGUUACUUAUUUGCAUUAUGUUUAAUAAUUGAUGAGUUUUCUGUUGAUAUGAAUCUUUUAGCACAAGAUCUUUCACUUAGUACGCAAAAAUGCAAAGAGUUGUUUAAAAUACUAGGAUGUAAGAUCCAGGGAUGUACAGAGGCACAGCGAAUCUCUUUGAAUCUUUCAAAAGCAGAAGCCAAGACAUAUAAAAGGGCGGUUCUUACAUUGCCCCUUGAGGUUGUGACAAAAAAACGGAGAAGACUAAGAUAA
Molecule: messenger RNA, 1311 nt
Organism: Pneumocystis jirovecii RU7
Lineage: Eukaryota; Fungi; Ascomycota; Pneumocystomycetes; Pneumocystales; Pneumocystaceae
Product: DNA-directed RNA polymerase I subunit RPA49
Exons: 7
Coding region: 1-1311 (436 amino acids)
Biological process (GO): RNA polymerase I preinitiation complex assembly; nucleolar large rRNA transcription by RNA polymerase I; transcription elongation by RNA polymerase I
Cellular component (GO): RNA polymerase I complex
Molecular function (GO): DNA binding
Source: RefSeq, a predicted model, not a curated record